AUGGGGUCCAGUUCCAAGGCUGCUUCAAGGAAGUCGACGGCGUCGUCGUCGUCGUCCUCGUGGAGAACACUCGUCCACGGCUGCCUCGGCGGGGCCAUGGCGGCGGGGGAGAACGUCCCAGCAAGCGGCGGGUUGGCGCAGCAGCCACCGCCAAUCGUCACGAACAACGACCUGCCGCUGGCGGCGUCCAACUCCAACCUGCACGCCUUCACGUUCGCGGAGCUGUGCGAGGCGACCGAGGGGUUCGCCUGCUGCAACCAAAUCGGCAGCGGCGAGUUCGGGACGGCCUACAGGGGAUUCAUCGAGGACGGGAAUGGUGGUACGUACCUACUCCUCGAUGUCAGCCCCCAAUUUCACAUUGAUCAGAUGUACUCCAUCUCCAUCUCUCGGCUACCGUGUGAUCAGAAGGAGGCGAUGUUCCUCGGGGAGCUGCAGCUGCGGCAUCCCUGCCUGGUGAGGAUGAUCGGCUACUGCUGCGAGGAGGAGCACAGGCUCCUCGUCUACGAGCUCAUGGACCAUGGCAGCUUGGACGACUACUUCUUCAAGCCUUUUUAUCGUCCCGUGCUGCCAUGGUCAACCAGACUAAGCAUCGUCUUAGCUACGGCGAAAGGGCUGGUGUCCCUCCACGGCGCGGAGAAGCCAUUGAUCUGCGGCGAAUUCAAUGCCUCCGACAUCCUACUGGACUCGGAUAACAAUGCCAAGAUCUCGCUCUCGGGCCUGAGGCUUGACACGAGAGCGAGCGACGGCUCGGUCACCACCACGCGCUCGCGCCUUGGAACACCGCGCGGCAGCGCACCGGAGUACGUCAUGUCCGGCAGUCUCACCCCGAAAUGGGACGUGUACAGCUUCGGGGUGGUGUUGUUGGAGAUUCUGAUCACAGGGAUGAAGUGGGUAGACAUGAAAAGACCCGUCAAGGAGGAGCGGAACCUGUUGGAGUACGCGCGGCCGAAUCUCGAAGACCCGGUUAAACUGGCAGGGAUCAUGGAUAGAGCAUUGAAGGCCAUCUACCCAGUGGCAGCCGCACACAAGGCUGCCCUGGUCACAUACAAGUGUCUCCAUGUCAAACCCGAGGAGAGGCCAGACAUGUCGGACGUCGUGAAGGCGCUGGAUCUGCUUACCGACGCCGUCAUCAAGGAGGAUCAGUUGCCGGUGCCGGCGCCCGUGUCGCCCAACUCCAACAUGCACAGGUUCACCUUUGCGGAGCUGAGCGCCGCAACCGGAGGGUUCGCCUCAGGAAACAAAAUCGGCAGCGGCAGUUUCGGGACGGUGUACAGGGGAUCCCUCGAGGACGGCUUCCGGCCGGGGCUCCCGGCGCAGCCAGUCGCCGUCAAGAGAGUCCGUGCUGACGACUACCACUCCGAGGAACAUCUGAAAGACUCGAUAUUCCUGGGGGAGCUGCAGCCGCGGCAGCCGAGCCUGGUGAAGAUGAUCGGCUACUGCUACGAGGGGCUGCACAGGCUUCUCGUCUACGAGCUAAUGGGCCAUGGCAGCUUGGCAAACUACCUCUCCAGUGAUAUUCGUGUUGUGUUGUCAUGGUCAACACGGUUAAGCAUUGCUCUAGCUACCGCGAAAGGGUUGUUGUCCCUCCAUGGUGAAGAGAAGCCACUGAUCUCCGUCAAAUUUAACGCCUCCAACAUCUUACUAGACUCGUAUAACAAUGUCAAGCUAUCAGACCUGUGGUUCGCCAGAAAAUACGGGAAAGGUGAUGAUCCUAACGUGUACACACUCAUAACAAGUGGGUACGGCUCUGCGCCGGAGUACGUCAUGUCCGGGGACUUCACCAAGAAGAGCGACGUGUACUGCUUCGGAGUGGUGUUACUGGAGAUCCUAACCGGACAGAGGUUGGCCUGGUUGGCCUGUGCUUCAGAACAGAACCUGCGGAACCUACGACCACGUCUGAGAGACCCGCUCAAGCUAGGGAGGGUCAUGGACCCGGUGUUGAAAGACAUUUACCCGGUGGCAGCGGCACAUGAUGCUUGCAUGGUCGCGUAUAGGUGCCUUCACGCAAGCCCCGGGAAACGUCCAAGCAUGUUGGCUGUUGUGGAGGCACUUGAUUUGCUUGUUGGUGUCACCAUCGCGGACGAGGUCGAAGCUAGUCAGACAAGCACAAGGUCAUGA
Messenger RNA from Triticum aestivum (bread wheat), 2118 nucleotides. Its product is annotated as receptor-like serine/threonine-protein kinase NCRK. NCBI's taxonomy places the organism in Eukaryota, Viridiplantae, Streptophyta, Magnoliopsida, Poales, Poaceae. Gene Ontology annotation, molecular function: protein kinase activity; ATP binding. Gene Ontology annotation, biological process: protein phosphorylation. The transcript has 7 exons. The record is from RefSeq and is a predicted model, not a curated record. The coding region runs from base 1 to 2118 and encodes 705 amino acids.